Molecule: messenger RNA, 3753 nt
Organism: Amoebophrya sp. A25
Lineage: Eukaryota; Dinophyceae; Syndiniales; Amoebophryaceae
Source: the annotation of a GenBank genome assembly
AGGUCCAGCUUCAGGCACAGCCUCAGAGGGCCAUCGAUGACAAAUAAGACCAACGUGUGAUCGCCAUGAAUAAACUUGUUCUACUUGCUUCAGAUUAAGUACUCGAAUACUUUAUUUCUCGUGAUGAAGCCACUUUCUUACUCCUCAUGAUAUGAAGAUAUUGCUUUUUCCCCUUCAUAUUAAUGCCGAGUAGUCCGCUUUUCGAGUUACGGGUUGCUCGAGUUCUGUCGAGUUGCCACGAGUUGCCGAGGCGCACAGUCAGGCCCAACCCGGAGCGAGUUGCUAACGGUUUCCUCUGGGCAGCUUGCCACUUUGAAAGCGCCGCACUCCGCGGCGGUAUGGCGGGCCAAGAAGCCACGGAGUUCAGAAGAAAGCCGCGGCCUGUUGUCUCUUGGCAGAUCUGCCGCCUGUACACGCCCCGGCUGAGCUCUUCGGGGCUUGAGCUUCGCGAAAGUAACAAGGCGAAGCUCGGGGCCUUUUUUGUUUGAGUGGCGCGGGCCCGUGCCUUGCGAGGUGCAGCGCUUCCUUCGUUGUGUCGGUGUCUCUGCAUAGUCGUGCGCUGAUGUCGGUCGCGGUCUGGCUACGCUGGUUCAUUUUUUUGCUGAUGAGUGGCCAGCUCGUUCGACUUCUUGGGGCCCGAGAUUCGCGAGUAUAUGAGGGCGCCCGGCUUGUUUUUUAGAACGGGGCCCCCUUCAGCAGCCAGCCUCACGCCCUGGCGCCCAUUUGUUUGCGCUGUGGUGGACUUACUGGGUGGCGCGCCGCCUAGUGAGUAGCUAGCAUCACAAGCAAGGCCCUCCUGAGUAAGUGGAUGCAUCUGAAUCGAGUGGCUUUAUUUGUGUAGUUGUUUUACAGGGCAGCAGCUUUACUAGGUACGUAGGCUCGCUAACUUAGUAACACAUAACUACGAGAGCAGGGGCCCCGGGUGGCGCUGCUCCUGUCUGCCCCGCGCAUGCAGCGCCUCGCAGAGUGAGAAGAGACGCUACCGGAGGCGUUCGCUUUUGGGGGUGGUUCUGGUUCGCGCUCCUGGGCAACGUAUUGGACGCAUCGAAGCCAGUGCCUGCGCCCGAAGGGCGCAGCGGCCAUUUUUUUGGUGUGGAACUCGUUCAACUCGAGCAACUCGGCCUGAUAUCGGGCGGAAGAGUCUAAGUAGUUCUAUAGUGGUUUUCUGGAGUCCCACUGCGUCACUAUAUAGCCACCAGCUUGCAGCUUGUUUUCCCAAUUUCUUUUUCUUAUGCCUGACGUCUAGGCAAUGGCAGACGAGAAGUAUCGAGAUACGCAUAAGCAGUUGUUCGUUGAUUUAACCACCAUAUCCCAAUAACAACAUGACCACGUCAUCAUGUAUCGGGCGCACGCCGCGCGUAUUGGUUUGGGGCGCUCUCGCUUUCUCGGUUCUGCGUCUUCUGCAGGGGUUGUUCUCAGCAUCUCCUGAACAAGAUUUGGUGGCGCAACUAUUCGGCGUUCAUUCCUCUGGGACCGCAGGAGAUGGUCAGGGUCACACAGCAGGUAAAGAUCCAAGUGCUGCUGCUGCUGCCCCAUCCUCGGUACGGACAUCUUCAAAUUCAAAUAGUGACUCGUCUUCAAGUUCAGAACUCUUCUCGUCUGCAUCUACCUCGCACAGUCUAGCUGAAACAAGUUCAAAAUCGUCUCUAGCGUCGACCACUUACUCGAGUAGCUCCCGGAGCAGAUCACCGGACAAUAAUGGUUCCGAACCCACCAGCGCCUUGUCUUCAUCUAGUAGUGCAUCAUCAGCGUCUCUCGCCUCAGCAAAGUCAACAGCUUUAGAUGGUACACCUUCUAGUUCUACCUCGGACUCCAAAACUAGAGAAUCGCAGCGGCCGCUCGACCUAUCAAGUGGGGAAACAGCGAGAAUCGAGCCGUCAUCAAGCGCCUUGGGCGAUGUACCGAAAGCCGCGGUGGACAAAGGCGCCUUAAGGCCGUGGUUUGCGCGUCCUGAGGACAGUGUUCGCGACGAGAUUUCAAAUGUGCCAGCAGGAGGAGAUGGAGCAGGAGAAUCUUCCUUAGUUGGAACUAAUCCGGCUUUGCCCGUUGAAACUUCUGGAGCAACUGCUUCAUCUAAAGAUUUUUACUCCUCUAGAACUAGUGGCAGUGCCGGUGGUCCCCUUCUCUCGCCAACUCGGGUUUCGUUACGAAAUAGAUCCCCCCAGACAUGGUCAAAAGGAAACAUGAGGUACCCGAUACAGAAUUAUCGGGGGUCGAAGAGCCUCGGAUCAUUACCAUCUUCUAGUAGUUUUGCUUUGGCUACCGGGACAACAUCAUCUUCAUUUUCUAGGACUUCUAGUGCGAGGCCUGCUAGUUCCAAUCCAUCCACAGGAUCUUCGUCUUUGGCAGCGACGCAGACCACUGAGGCUCAAGUCAUGAAGCAAGGCGUUUCGGAAGUCCAAUACGAUGCUGGCUCAGGGUCGUCUGUUCCAGUUGAAGCGGCGGACGCGGGUGACCCGACACAUAAUUCACGCGAGGCGGCGUUUGAGAAAAUCUACCAAACGGGGGCUUGGUUUGGCGGUGGCUCAGGUUCGGGUCCGGGUUCGCGUGUCGACGCCACUGUGGGCUUGCGACGACACCUACACAGCUACAUUACGCGCAACAACAUCGAUAUCAUGUUCGAUGUGCCCUGCGGAGCUAUGGAGUGGACGGCGGUUUUCUUGAAGGAGGUCUGGAAAACGCGACCAAAUUUCCAGUACAUCGGAGUAGACAUCGCGCGCAUACCGCUCUCAAGAGCACGACUGCGCUUCCAGAGCACUGAGACCCGGGUCCAACUUCUGCGUGCUGACCUAUCCUUAUCAGAACCGGCCAACACGCGCACAAUGCGCCGUCUGGGUGCAGCUUUGCUCAAGGCAGAGAAAAACAUUCAAAUGAACAAUGUUCCUGAUGUCGCUGCUUCUCUAGCAGAGCUUGAACCAGAAACUAAAAGGGAAGUUCUUGGAGAUAGUGCUACAACGAGGGACGCUAAGAGUCGUCUAAGUCAAGAUGUUGGCAGCAACAAAGCUGAUGCUGUCGAAAGUUCAGCUGUCGCAACCAGCAGGAAUAGCACGCUAUCCAGCAGCACGACCAAAGAGCGAGAGGUAGCUUCAGCAUCAAGUACACCCAGCACAACUGCUUCUUCUAAUGAUGUGUCCACUUCACUUGCCAAAACGGAUGUAGGUCAUGAUACAACCGCUCCGAAAAUAAUAGCGUUGACAAGGGAUGCGCUUCAGCAUCUCUCGUUGCAAGCGGCCUGUCAGUUUAUCCGCAAUAUACGAGACAUGACGGUCCAGAAGAACCACGUUUUGGAUACCUGGUUGAUCGGCCACUACCCCGGUGGGCAGAAUUCACCGGUACUCGUUUUUUUGUUUACUGAUGAUAUUUCAGAUUGGCUUCUCGUUCUCCUAUAUGCUCAUGUAACUUUGAAUCAGCAUCAAGUUCAAGAGAAUCUUGUUCUUGUUUUUGAUCUUAGAUACACAAAUGACCAUGGAGAAUUUUUCGCUCUUCUACAACUAGUGCCGCUUACUGCUUUAUUGCAUUUAUCAGAGCGCAAUAGAUGGGGGACUAAUCGACAACAACAUGGACCGGUGGCCUUAUCGCCUUGGGCAUCCGGAGACCGUUCUAAAAGAAUCGGGUUAUCUGCCGUCAGAUGCGCCGACGAAACACCUUGCCGUGUUUCGUCCCUGGCAGAAAUGGCGUGACACCACUUUCGAGGCUUGCGGAAGUGUGGAGUCGGCUGCUUCAAGCAACUACCCAUCUUCUUAUCGAAGGUAA